CUUUGUUUGAAUGGAGCUCUAAACUCAAAAGCGACACAGACAGUCCAUUGAACCGCUGUUUUUGAAGUCCUGCAACAAGGGCUUCUUCGGGAUAUUUAGUUAGUUUAAAAUGAGCGACAGAAAAAGUCGCAAUGCAUCCCGUGGAAUGACCGAAGAUAGGGUUAGAGGAGUAGUCAAAUGGUUUAACGUCAAGGCUGGUUAUGGCUUCAUUACUCGUUCUGAUACGUCUUCCGAUAUAUUCGUGCAUCAAACAGCAAUUUCGAGAAAUAACCCUGGGAAAAUGCAGCGCUCACUUCAGGAAAAUGAAGAAGUUGAAUUUUUCGUUGUUGAGGGAGACAAAGGCGUGGAGGCCUCCGAUGUUACUGGGCCUGAUAGAAGGCCGGUAAAGGGUAGUGCUUAUGCUGCAGAUCGUCCUUAUGGGCGAAGCCCCAGGGAAUAUGGAGCGCGCGGUGAUAGAAAUGACUCAAAUGGUUAUAGAAGCAAUGGGUUUGGAUCGUAUCGUGGAAGAGGCAGGGGUCGCGACGGGCCCAGGCUCAAAAUGGUACAACGUUCGCUAAGACAUCGAACAUACCUAGCAUGAAGGACGAAAUUGUCAACAUGCUCGAAUCUGCUAAACUGGUGUGCACAUAAAAGUGAUAUUCCUGAAGUUUACAACGUAGCUAACAAACAUGCUAAGACAGCAUCUGUCAGUAUACACUGGAUUAUACAUCAGCAAAGAAAAUCGACAAAAAGAACUUGUCUGAGCCGUGUACAUUUCCAAAUUUUCGAGAUUUUAUGAAUGCAUCCAUUCCUCGUUCUAGUGACUAGAGCUCAGCAACACUAAUUUCUCCUGUCCAUAUUUGUACGCACGUGUAUACGACUUACGUAAAUAAUUUCAUGGGGCUUGAUACUGCUAUUCUCACUCUGCUAGUUUAUUAUAUUUCUGUGUUGAUGAGAUGUGUGAGAACUUAAAAAAAAUACACUUUGCAGAGAUGCAUCGUGACCUCGAUCACUGUGACAAUAAGGGGAUCUUGUUGUGUUUUUUGCGAACCAACGUGUCUGGGGAUCAUAUUGUUGGCAGGUUCCCAAAAUAUCGUCUUUAUCAGCUUCUAUUUCGUUUUCAUAAUUAGUUACGUUAUUUUAAAAGCAAAUUGUUCAGAGAAACUAAUAAUUAUUUUAUAAUCGGGUAUUAGGUUGGUGGUGAUUUCUCAAGGAGAUUUGACGAACGCAAUCCACGCGAUCGCAGCCGAGGAUACGGAGUGAAGGACAAUGGUGGUUAUUACUCAAGCCCAUACUAAUUUCAAUCUAUGUUGUACAUAUUGCAUUUUUAAUGCCUAAUUUGUACAUUUUAUCUCGAAAUAUCUUGUUCUAGUUGAAAGUCAUUUUUCUGUGGAUAUCACGAUAUAUGCAUUUAUAUGUAUCUAAAUUAAACUUGCAAUUCUCGUUUGAACAUUGGGAAUUAAAAAGUUAGUGACUGCAUCUAUCGUCUGGGUAAGCUUCUCUUGAAGCAUAUGUUUUCUUUGCAUCAACGUAUUUGCAAGGUAAAAUCUAUUCGAUGGGUCGUUAGGUCACGAUAUCCUCUUACAAAGAAUUCGUACAAAACCCACUCAGUGCCAGUGUGACACCUACUAAGCACAGGUUUGACUGUACAUCGCACUAUUAUGCAUCAAUCGUGUGCACAUUCUCCACGACAAGCGUAGUUGUUAC
Schistosoma rodhaini is the source of this 1686-nucleotide messenger RNA. The record is from the annotation of a GenBank genome assembly. NCBI's taxonomy places the organism in Eukaryota, Metazoa, Platyhelminthes, Trematoda, Strigeidida, Schistosomatidae.